AUGGCAGCGGAAGCCGUAGGUGUGUAUCCGGCUCUGGAGGACCGUCCGGUAAAGGACACGAUCUGUCUUUUCGAUGUCGACGGUACAUUGACUCCUGCGAGAAGAACUAUCUCUCCCGAAAUGCUCCAGCUCCUCUCUCAAUUGCGUCAUAAGUGUGCUAUUGGAACUGUUGGUGGCUCUGAUCUUGCCAAGCAGCAAGAGCAACUAGGCACAUCCUCAACAAAAGUUUCCUCACUUUUCGAUUUUUGCUUCGCCGAAAAUGGAUUGACUGCAAUCCGCUUGGGCAGGUUCCUCGCCAGCAACAGCUUUAUCGCCUGGAUUGGGGAAGAGAAAUACCAGAAGUUGGCUAAUUUCUGCCUCAAAUACAUCGCGGAUCUGCAGCUUCCAAGGAAGCGUGGUACGUUCAUCGAGUUCCGCAAUGGAAUGAUUAAUAUCAGUCCCGUUGGCCGCAAUGCCAGUGUUGACGAGAGGAAUGAAUUCGAAGCCUAUGACAAAAAGCACAACAUCAGAAAGGACUUUGUAGAAGCCCUCAAGACGGAAUUUCCUGAUUACGGUCUUAGUUACUCGAUUGGUGGCCAGAUCUCAUUUGACGUUUUCCCAACCGGCUGGGACAAGACCUACUGCCUGCGCCAUAUCGAAGCCGAGAAAGAUCUCUCAGGCACUGAGUACAAGACCAUUCAUUUCUUCGGAGACAAGUCUUUCCCUGGCGGUAAUGAUUAUGAGAUAUAUAGCGAUUCUAGGACAGUUGGGCAUGCGGUCAAGGAUCCUGAAGAUACCAUGAAGCAGCUGAAAGAAAUAUUCCAGCUGUAG
Messenger RNA from Aspergillus nomiae NRRL 13137, 810 nucleotides. RefSeq names its product phosphomannomutase SEC53 (gene sec53). Bases 1 to 810 code for a protein of 269 amino acids. The transcript has 5 exons. The record is from RefSeq and is a predicted model, not a curated record. Gene Ontology annotation, biological process: GDP-mannose biosynthetic process; protein N-linked glycosylation; mannose metabolic process. NCBI's taxonomy places the organism in Eukaryota, Fungi, Ascomycota, Eurotiomycetes, Eurotiales, Aspergillaceae. Gene Ontology annotation, cellular component: cytosol. Gene Ontology annotation, molecular function: phosphomannomutase activity.